GCCAGUGGACAAGGACAGCGCCAGUGGACAGAACAGCCUGCGCCAGGAUGAAGGCACUCAGGGUUGUCCUCCUGGUCUUGCUGCUAAGUGGACAGUCAGGGUGGGCACAAGAAGAAGAUGGAGAUGUGGACUUGGGGCCAGAGAGUUACGGCUACGAUGAUGACUAUGAAGAGGAGGAAGAGGAGACCAACAUGAUCCCUGGAAGCAGGGACAGAGAACACCUGCAGUGUUACACCUGCCAGACAAUACAGAGUGGGGAGAGCUGCAACCAGACACAGAGCUGCUACCACAAGACCUGCACCACACUUAUCUCUCAUGGCAACACUGACAAAGGUCUCCUGACUACCUACUCCAUGUGGUGUACCGAUACCUGCCAACCCAUCACCAAGACGAUAUCUGGCACUCAGGUGACCCAGACCUGUUGCCAGUCUGCACUGUGCAAUAUUCCGCCCUGGCAGAGUCCCCAAGUCCAGGGCUCUCUGGGUGGCAGGGCAGGCAGCCCCGUGGAUGGUGGAGUCAAAUAUCCUCAAGAUGGCAUUGCCGGUAGACCCCUGGAUGUCGGAGUCAGACAUCCUAAAGGUGACAGGGUUGGCCAACCCCAGGCCAAGUCUGUCUAUCCUCAGAGUGGUGGGGCUAGCUUGUCCAAGCUUGGCAGGAAUAACCAGCCCCAGGGCAGUGGGUCAGGAUGCCCUCCAGACUGGCCCAAAUUUGGUGGUACAGCCCUCCUGCUCAGCCUCCUCACUAGUCUCUGGGCAUCAGGGGCCUGAAAACCUGCCCUCUUCCUAGCAGGAUACCCUGGCCUCCCCUGCCCCAC
Messenger RNA from Onychomys torridus (southern grasshopper mouse), 814 nucleotides. It is a transcript of the gene Gpihbp1, whose product is annotated as glycosylphosphatidylinositol anchored high density lipoprotein binding protein 1. Gene Ontology annotation, molecular function: acetylcholine receptor inhibitor activity. The record is from RefSeq and is a predicted model, not a curated record. The coding region runs from base 48 to 767 and encodes 239 amino acids. Lineage: Eukaryota; Metazoa; Chordata; Mammalia; Rodentia; Cricetidae. The transcript has 4 exons.